Messenger RNA from Biomphalaria glabrata, 737 nucleotides. Its product is annotated as holotricin-3-like. Lineage: Eukaryota; Metazoa; Mollusca; Gastropoda; Planorbidae. The transcript is spliced from 5 exons. Bases 198 to 593 code for a protein of 131 amino acids. The record is from RefSeq and is a predicted model, not a curated record.
ACGUAUCCACGGUGACAGCUCGACUUACUGGGAGAUGGAUCACUCUUGCCAGAGACACAUUUUACAUAGUCUUUAAUACUUUUGUCAGACUAGUAUAAAUAUUACAGGCCCUGAGCCUAGCAAGUAGUCCCAGAGAAGAACCUGUUACAGACAGAAUAUUUUCUGACUGUGCCAAGCUUGGUGCCUGUGAGGUCAAGAUGACCAGGAUUGUCCUACUACUGCUCGUGUCUCAGCUUGUCUUGCAGUGCUUGUCCUCGGGUGGACAUGAUACUGGGCAUGGGGGGCACGAAGCACCACAGGCAGGUGGACACGGAGAUUCUCACAGCACAGGACAUGGAGAUGCCCAUGGUGGCGGACAUGGCGACGCCCAUGGUGGCGGACAUGGCGACGCCCAUGGCGGUGGACAUGGCGACGCCCAUGGCGGUGGACAUGGUGGAGACAUCCACGGUGGGGUACACGGUGACCCCCAUGGAGGAGGAGGACAUGGUGGAGGCCAUCACGGACCACCUCAUCCGGGAUACUCGAGUGCCUCUGUUUUAGGAUUGAGCUCAAUUCUUCUAGCAUCUGUAGUUUUAUUGAAACAUUUGAUUUAAACUGUGAAAGAAGGAAUGUCAAGGACGAAUGUGUGUGCAUAUUAAAUGAAAUGUAUGCAUGUAGUAGUUUGUUUUAAACAAAAUAGAUUGCAGUUACUACAUUUUUAUUACUUUUUCUACUAAAUAAAAAGACGAACUUUAUAA